AUGGUUCGACUUUAUGUAUCGCUUGCGCAGCGUGCUGGCGAAAUACUGCUCGAAGGUUACGCGGAGGCCGGCAAGCAGGUCAGCAUCACGGCAUUUUACGAUGUGGUCACCGAUUAUGAUAAUAAAAUUGAAGAAUUUCUUAUCGAACAAGUAUUGGCACGCUAUCCGAGACAGUUUAUCGGCGAAGAGGAUACAGCGAAAAAUAAUCAUGUGACAAGCGCAACGGACGCACCAACUUGGAUCAUUGAUCCCAUCGAUGGCACAUCGAACUUUAUCAAACAGAUACCGCAUGGCAUCUCAAUCGGUUUGGCGGUAAAUAAGCACGUUUUGGGCAUCAUCAACAAUCCGGUGCAGGAAAAUGACACAACAAAACUAGGGGGCGCCUUUUGCAAUGGGAAGCCCAUACAUGUGAGCAAUAUUGCUAAAGUAAAUGAGGAAGCGAAUGUGGCGUACGAGGUGUCAUUGUUGCAUGCGCAUAAAAUACGUAACAAGCAUAUAAAACGUAUAUAUCAUUAUUUUUCUGCCACUUUCAGAUUACUCGCGUAUUCGUGUGUCGUGGAUUCCUUAUGCAUGGUAGCUGCCGGAAACUUGGAUGCUUUUCAUAUCGAAGACAUGUACCCAUGGGAUUGCUGCCGGUUAUUUGCUCAUACGCGAAGCCGGUUGGUAACACAUCCCUAUGGUGGACCAUUUGAAAUUAUGAAACCAGAUUUAAUAUGCGCUGGCACCGAGCCGUUGCGCAAAGAAAUGGAGGAGAUCAUAAGGAAAGAUCAAGUGAAAACUGUUCGGCGAGGAGCCAUAAAGUUUAGUUGA
This is a messenger RNA of Bactrocera oleae (olive fruit fly), 810 nucleotides long. The record is from RefSeq and is a predicted model, not a curated record. Lineage: Eukaryota; Metazoa; Arthropoda; Insecta; Diptera; Tephritidae.